Messenger RNA from Knipowitschia caucasica, 585 nucleotides. The record is from the annotation of a GenBank genome assembly. NCBI's taxonomy places the organism in Eukaryota, Metazoa, Chordata, Actinopteri, Gobiiformes, Gobiidae.
AUGGUUGGCAGUUUGAAGUUGCCAAAUGUUCAACCUGGAGAAGAUCCGCUGGACAUGAGCUGCUGCAGAGCGGACAGAGGUGUCGAUAGCCCGGAUUCAGGUUUACCGCCCAGCCCCCUGCCCGGAGCUGCAGACAAGGAUGAGGGAAAAACCUCCCAGCCAACCCAGGCUUCCUUGCGUAUUCGCCCAUCACAUCUUCAGCCCUUAUCAUAUGGAGAAGGCAUAUCCCUCAAUCCAUUACCUGCAAAGGAGAUGAGAUACACCUCAUGUAUGAAUUAUGACUCUGACCGUCACUUCAUCCAGAGUGUGUCUCUGCGGCCGUGGGCUCAUGAGCUGGAGAACUGUCGACAGACCAUUGUGGCCAUUCCUCACACUACCUGGCGUCAUUACAAGACUCAGUUGGAGCUUGAACCACGCCACCGAUCUCACCAAUUCAGCACCACAGCAAUCGUCUAUCCCAAGAAAACCAGUGUGCAAUACACCACUGAGCUGAGCUACAACUGCCAGCGCCUGGCCAGGCAUUUCAUCAGUAGUGUGGAGCUGGAGGCGAAGGACGACACGCAGGCAGAUACAUUGAAGAGGUGA